This is a messenger RNA of Gymnodraco acuticeps, 2115 nucleotides long. RefSeq lists its product as uncharacterized. Lineage: Eukaryota; Metazoa; Chordata; Actinopteri; Perciformes; Bathydraconidae. The record is from RefSeq and is a predicted model, not a curated record. The transcript is spliced from 2 exons. The coding region runs from base 87 to 1253 and encodes 388 amino acids. Gene Ontology annotation, molecular function: nucleic acid binding; zinc ion binding.
GGGGCCCCAGGGAGGUCAGUGGAUGACUUAAAUGAUUUGAAGUUGGUUCCCAGGUUUAAUGAGAAGGAUCCGGAAUUUUUUUUUCAAUGUUUGAACGUCUCGCAGGUGUAAGGGGGUGGUCUGAGGCCACUCGCGUGUUAUUGUUACAGUGUGUGUUAACCGGGAGGGCUCAGGAGGCUUAUUCAUCUUUAAGUGCCAGUGACUAUUUGCGCUAUGAUUUAGUUAAAUCUGCCGUUCUCAGGGCUUACGAGCUGGUGCCUGAAGCUUAUCGUCAGCGGUUUAGGAAUUGGAAGAGAGGUGUUAAAUCUCACCUCGAGUUUGCUCGGGAUAUUUCCACUCAUUUCGAUCGCUGGUGUGCGGCAACUGACGUUGAUUCUCACGGGGCGUUGAGGGAUCUCGUUAUUUUGGAGCAAUUCAAAAAUUCUGUACCGGAGCACAUUGCAGUGUAUAUUAGUGAGCACGCAGUCAGGACAGCUGCUGAAGCUGCUGCGUUAGCAGAAGACUAUGUUCUGACACACGUUGGUGGAGGUGCUGCCAUACAAGGCAGUCACGGUGGAAAUUCCUCGGGUGUGGGAGCGUGGCCUGGUCGUCCAGUGAGACCUGCUGGGCAGGACAGUGGGUAUGUACGUGGUGCACGUGAGCCUGACAAUGUGUGUCAUUACUGUCAUGAGCGAGGGCACUGGAGAAAAGACUGCAAUGCAUUUAGGGCUAAAGCUGAGCAGGAAGGGACUAGUGGUAGUCCCAGGCCAGCAAUGUUCGUGGCACCUGUCGCUGAGCAGGUGACUGGGUGUUUAGACGGUGAGUUGAAACCACAGGGGUCGAGCCCAGAACUACAGUCUUAUUUGCCUUUCAUGACUGAGGGGUUUGUUUCUCUGGUGGGGAGUGAUGAGAAGGUGCGGGUGAAACUAUUACGAGACACUGGAUCAUUUGAUUCGUUCAUUUUGGCAUCUGCCUUACCAUUGUCAGAGGACACAUACAUGGGGUUGUACAUUCCGACAGUUGGAAUCGGAUUAAAUGUUCUUCAGGUGCCUAUCCAUAAAAUGAUGCUGUGUUCGGAUCUGUUUCAGGGUGAAGUAGCGGUUGGCGUGCGGCCCGCUCUGCCCAUAGAUGGGGUCACGAUGAUCCUGGGUAACGACAUUGCAGGUAGUCGUGUGUGGGCUGAUGGGGCACCUCCUGCUAUUAUGGCGCUAGUGCCCCUGGUUAGUAUUAAGCCAGACAAGAGCGAAACUGAGUGUUUAAAGCAUGCGCAGUGACACAGGGAAUGAAACGUGGGCAGACAGAGGUCAUGAGCACAGCUGAAAUCGAUAAGGCCUCACCUCAGCAUGGGGUGACGUGUCUCGAGAUUCCCUGGUCGGUUUCUCACGCUGAGCUGUGUUGUGGGCGCCAUGUUCUUUGUGGGGUGUUUUCGUUUGUGUGUAGGUACCAGGGUUCCGAUGGGGACCCUGAUUUUAUGGGGGGGGCUGUGACGGCCCCAGAGCCUGUGUGCAGGUGUGUUACAGGUCUUACGGUGGGGUGGAGCUGAAGAGGCCAAUCAGCGCGAUCGCGGACACCUGGCCGGAGCCGAGGUGCCAUUAAGCCCAGCUGCCCGGAGUCACAUGGCGGCCCUGACUCUCUCCAAGCCGGCCGCAGGAGGAGUAACACGGCGAUCCUCUCCCCUCGUCCAUCCAUCUUGUACUUUAUACUGAACAACCGCAAUAAAUGUGCCGUGGUUUUUGGAAACUCGUGCACUUCUUGUCAUCUUUCCGUUGUGGCCUACGAGCUGGUCAUAACAGUGCAUAAAUAUUAAGACUAAUUUAUUUGGAAUCCCCAAAGUAAGCCACUGGCCCCUGCUAUGCUUUAGUUAAUGCCAUAUUGUAGUCCAUACAUAAUAAUUAUGAGAAACUAAUCGGGAGAAUACAUUCACAUCAGUUUUUCUUCCAAAUCCAGGUUUGAUUGAUUUGCUUUUUUAUUAGAUCCCUUGCUUCCUGUGGUCAUCAUUUCGAAGGGCUUUAAUGGUCGUAAAGACGAUAAGAACGCAGUAUAAAUUCAAUCAAUUUACCAUUCUUUCAGCUUCACUAACACGAUUCAAUAAAUUAAUGUAAUCCUCAACUUUUACUAUCUGAUUUGGAUCAUAAU